Meloidogyne enterolobii is the source of this 1140-nucleotide messenger RNA. The record is from the annotation of a GenBank genome assembly. Lineage: Eukaryota; Metazoa; Nematoda; Chromadorea; Rhabditida; Meloidogynidae.
AUGGUAAAUUGCUUUUUGCCAAGUCAUAUUUUGUCAAUUUUUGCCAUUUUUGAAUUUAUUUUUUUUUGCAUUUUAUUAAUUUUCUGUUUAAAAUUUGCCAAUAAAAUGGGCAGAUCACAAAGGAAAAUACCUCUCGAUUGGGAAAAAUAUACCCCUAUUGGAUCUGUAAUUCAAGGAACCAGAAUUUUUGCAUUUAAAACUCCAUUAAAACCUGAAUUGCAGGAUCGUAUAUGCAAAACAAAGCGUUUUACAACUUCGGAUUUGUUCAGAAUGGUUGAAGGAAAUGGCAAGUCAAUUGGAUUAAUUAUAAAUUGUUCAAACACAAAGAGGUAUUAUGAUGCACAAGAUAUUACUGGAAUGUGUAUUGAAUAUAAAGAAUUACAAUGUCCUGGACGUGGAUUUUUAGUUCGAACAGAUUUGGUUAAGGAUUUUAUCCAAAUUAUUGAUGAUUUUUUGAAUAGGAAUUCGGAUAAUGAUUUAUUAAUUGGUGUUCACUGCAGCGAUGGAAUUAAUCGUUCUGGAUAUCUUGUCUGCUGUUAUCUUAUUUGUAAGCUUGGUUGGAGUUCUCAUGAUGCUUUGAAUGCUUUUGAAAAUGCUCGCCGUUCCCCAAUACAGCGAGGAUCAUAUAUUCAAUCUCUACAUAAAACGGAUAGUGAUCGACGUGCUUCUUCUACUCUGACAACAAGACGAAAUGUAUUUUCUGAUGGUACAGCCGAAAAAACUUUAACCUCUCUUUUUGAACAAGAAGCUGCUGCUAAUUCGAUGCAACAAUUCUUUCAGCUUGAACAACAAUUUAAACAAUUUGCAAGUUCAACUUGCCCUGAUUUGAACACUUUUUCACCUGUACAUGUACCACCAGUCCCUCAACGUUCUGCUAAUAUUGCAAAAGCUUCAUCUAUUCAACAAGUUUCAUCAUCAUUGGAUACUGCUCGUGGUGAACGUUCUUACAACGAUGAUGAUAAAUCACAAGCUUCAAAUAUUGAUUACGAAUCGAUGGGAAAAGUAUUACCAAAAGAAGCAGUUUCCAAAUCACAAUCGCGUAGAGAGCGUAGACAAAGACGUGAAAAGAUGUUUUCUGUGAUGAAAAGAGGACGUUUUUGGGAAAUUAAUGAAAUGAGGGAUGCAAUGAAAAAUAUUUAA